GCCACUGCAGGGCUGAUAACCAGAUGUCACAGCUGGUUCCCGACUGGGAUAGGAGAGACUCUGCCGAGGAUGGUCCCUCAAUUACGCAGGCCAAUUUCCGCACCAGAGUGACAAAAACAGGGGCCCCUAAAAGACUAGACCCCUUUCUUCAUUUCCUUGGGGAAAGAAACCCAUGAUCUUCAGUUCCUCAGAGAAGUGAAAGUAGCAACAAGGAAUCCAGUCAUUCCUGUUAUCUGCAGGCUUUAUAAGUCAGCUCAGCCCAAGGAGGUGGCCCAGAGCCCUCGCACGCCAGCCACCGCGGUCCUCUCGCUGAAUCGGGAGCCCUGCCAGGAUGCCCCGGCCGCCCGCCUUCCUGCUGCUUCUCCUCCUCUCCAUCAGCAGUGCCCUGGCCCUGAGGCUCUGCUCCUUUAACGUGAGGUCCUUUGGGGAAGCCAAGAAGGAAAACAAGAAUGCCAUGGACGUCAUCAUGAAGGUCAUCAAACGCUGUGAUAUCAUACUCCUGAUGGAAAUCAAGGACAGCAACAACAGGAUCUGUCCCACCCUCAUGGAGAGAUUAAAUGGAAACUCAAGAAGACAUAUAAUCUACAACUAUGUGAUUAGCUCUCGACUUGGAAGAAACACAUAUAAAGAACAGUAUGCCUUUCUCUACAAGGAAAAGCUAGUGUCUGUGAAGAAACGCUACCUCUACCAUGACUAUCAGGCUGGUGACGCAGAUGUGUUUUCCAGAGAACCCUUUGUGGUCUGGUUCCAGUCACCCCACACCGCUGUCAAGGACUUCGUGAUUGUCCCCCUGCACACCACCCCUGAGACCUCCGUGAAAGAGAUUGAUGAGCUCGCUGAUGUCUACUGGGAUGUGAAACGCCGCUGGAAGGCAGAGAAUUUCAUUUUCAUGGGUGACUUCAAUGCCGGCUGUAGCUAUGUCCCCAAGAAGGCCUGGAAGAACAUCCGCUUGAGGACUGACACCAGGUUUGUCUGGCUGAUAGGGGACCAAGAAGACACCACAGUCAAGGGGAGCACCAGCUGUGCAUAUGACAGGAUCGUGCUUAGAGGACAAGAGAUCGUCAACUCUGUUGUUCUCAAAUCAAACAGCACCUUUAACUUCCAGAAAGCUUAUGGGUUGACCGAGGAGGAGGCUUUGGAGGUCAGCGACCACUUUCCAGUUGAAUUUAAACUACAGUCUUCAAGGGCCUUCACCAACAGCAAGAAAUCUAUCUCUCCGAAGAAGAAAAAGGUCCGACGCUCCUAGAUACAAAGGAGCCAUUGUACUAACCAUUUCUUGUCUCUAAAUAAAACAGCUCUAAGAUGCAUGGGCUGCUGCCUGCACUCAGGAAACAAGACUGGUCCAACUGCUUUCAUUUUCAACGUGAAUUUAAUCUGCCUUGAAUUGGGGGUGCCUCGGUGGCUCAGGCAGUUAAGCAUCUGCCUUCAGCUCAGGUUA
Molecule: messenger RNA, 1438 nt
Organism: Enhydra lutris kenyoni (northern sea otter)
Lineage: Eukaryota; Metazoa; Chordata; Mammalia; Carnivora; Mustelidae
Gene: DNASE1L3
Product: deoxyribonuclease 1 like 3
Exons: 8
Coding region: 332-1246 (304 amino acids)
Biological process (GO): programmed cell death involved in cell development; apoptotic DNA fragmentation
Cellular component (GO): nucleus
Molecular function (GO): DNA nuclease activity
Source: RefSeq, a predicted model, not a curated record